Messenger RNA from Ipomoea nil (Japanese morning glory), 1498 nucleotides. RefSeq lists its product as uncharacterized. Gene Ontology annotation, molecular function: chlorophyllase activity. Lineage: Eukaryota; Viridiplantae; Streptophyta; Magnoliopsida; Solanales; Convolvulaceae. The record is from RefSeq and is a predicted model, not a curated record. Gene Ontology annotation, cellular component: chloroplast. Bases 186 to 1337 code for a protein of 383 amino acids. Gene Ontology annotation, biological process: chlorophyll metabolic process. The transcript has 2 exons.
CUCUAUGCACCUCACAAUUUAUGAAGGCAAACACUGACUGACUUCAUCAAGAACCACACACGCUUUGAUGGUGUUUGGUUUCACAGCAAAUAGUUUCUUAUCAUCAUCAUCUUCAUCUCCUCAGUGAAUCUUCUCUUCUCAGUUCAUCACUUUGGAUUAAGAGCUGCAGAAUUCAAGGGGAAAAUAUGGUUGUUGUUGCAGUAAAUGCUGGUCCUUUUAACUGCAUGCCCUCAUUAUCACCUGCUUCUUCACUGCAAUUUCAAUUUCAGUGCAAUGGAGCCUUUGGUUUGAGCAAUUGUCUUCAAAUUUGUGGAAGCAAACCGAAGGGUUCGGGCAUAGCCGUUAGUAAUGUGAACUGCACUGCCUCAUCUGCUGCCCCAGCCAUUGUUGCAAAUGAGGAGGAGGAGCUACUCCCAUUAGAGUUAGCAGAAGUUAAGGAAUUGUGCAGAAACUGGGUAUGGAGUGGUCACAAUGUAAAUUACUUGGUCUGCCAAGCGCGAAAUGGCAGCCCUUCUCGCCCUGCCAUAGUUCUAGUCCAUGGCUUUGGUGCUUCUGUUGCCCAUUGGCGAAGGAACAUUGCUGUCUUGGCGAAGGAUUAUACAGUUUACGCGAUUGAUCUUCUUGGUUUUGGCGAAUCAGACAAGCCAACGGGGUAUGCAUAUUCCAUGGAGAAUUGGGCUCGGUUGAUUCUGGAUUUCUUGAGUGAAGUGGUCCAAAUGCCAAGUGUGCUAGUGGGGAAUUCUGUUGGGAGUCUCGCCUGUGUGAUUGCUGCUGCAGAUUCCCAGAACUUGUUGAUUCGAGGGCUCGUUCUGUUAAACUGUGCAGGAGGGAUGAACAACAAGGCCAUAGUUGAUGAUUGGAGGAUCAAACUCCUCCUGCCUUUGCUAUGGUUGAUUGACUUCUUACUCCAACAAAAGGCGAUAGCUUCAGCUCUCUUUGAUCGCGUGAGACAGAGCGAAAAUAUCAAGAACGUCUUGAUGUCAGUGUAUGGGAAUAAAGAAUCUGUCGAUGAAGAACUGGUGGAGAUCAUCAGGGGACCAGCCAACGACGAGGGAGCACUUGAGGCUUUCGUUUCCAUUGUCACGGGUCCUCCCGGGCCAAACCCUGUGACACUGGUGCCACAAAUCAUGUUGCCUGUCCUGGUCCUUUGGGGUGACCGGGAUCCUUUUACCCCUAUCGAUGGACCUGUUGGCAAGUACUUCUCGUCCUUGCCUUCUCAGUUGCCAAACGUGAAGCUCUUUCUUUUGGAAGGCGUCGGGCAUUGCCCUCACGAUGAUAGGCCCGAUCUUGUCCAUGACAAGCUUCUUCCAUGGCUGGCUAGUCUUCCACCUUUGUAAGCUCGAUCUCAUACCAACUAUAUAGUGAAUUUUACUAGUUUUGUAAAUAACUUGGAAACUAAAAUGUUAGUGGUGUCAAUUCUUCGGUCUAGAAUGUAUAUUCUUGAUAUCUUUCAUAACCAGACUUUAUGAGGUUUGGUGAUAAGGUUGUGUUCUUGUGA